AUGAGGCUGUGGGCGGGCUGGGCACGGCGUGGGGGGACGGGGAGCCCAGGCACACCCCAAAAUGGGGAAGGGGAACCCAAGGACACCCCAAAACAGGGGAGGGGUCUCCGGGCCCCCACUGCUGCUGGGGGACCCCCAUUCCUGAGCAGCGAGCGCCCAUAAAGGUGUGGGGGUGACCCCUGGGAACCCCGCCGGGGGAAGGGCCUUGGGACCCCCCAGUGGAGAGUGGGAGCGCUGUGGCUGCCGUUGCUGGUGGGGGUGGGGGGCUCGGGGACCCCAAAAUUUGGGGGGGGGCGAACCCCGGGUCCCCAAAGGGGCUUUGGGCGGCCGCUGGCGCCCCCUGGCGGCGCUACCGGCUGUGGACAGUGCGCAUGCGCCGCAACGGUUUGGCAGGGGGCCCUUCGGCUGCAUUCGGUUCUUCCCGGCUUCCUUCGGCAUUUUCCGGCCCUUUCAUCCUCUUUCGGCUCUUUCCGCCUCCCCUGGGCCCUCUCAGUGUCUUCUCGGCUCUCUCCGCCUUUCUUCGGCCCUUUCCGCCUUUCUUCGGCCCUUUCCGCCUGCCCUCGGCUCUCUCCGCCGCCUCCCUCAGCGCCGCCGCUGCCAUGGCCGGCGGCCGCCGCUCGCCGCCCGCUCCGUGCUGCCCGGGCCGGGCGGCCGUGCCCUCUCCGUGCUGCCAGGGCCGCGUGGCCGUGCCCAGCGUGCACCAGAGCCUGUCCGAGAUGGACUUCGAGCGGGGGAUCUGGGCGGCGGCGCGGGACGGGGACGAGGCGCGGGUGCUGCAGCUGCUGGAGCGGCGAGGGGACCCCGCGGAGCCCGACCUGGCGGGGUACACGGCACUGCACUACGCCAGCCGGAACGGGCACCUGGCCGUGUGCCGGCUGCUGCUGGAGCGCGGCGCGCCCUGCGAUGCCCGCACGCCCGGCGGGGCCACGCCGCUGCACCGCGCCUGCUACUGCGGGCACCGCGCCGUCACCGAGCUGCUGCUGGCGCACGGCGCCGACCCCGCCGCCGCCGACAGCGACGGCAGGACCGGCCUGCACAAGGUGGGCACCGGCGGGCACCGGGGGGCACGGGGGGGGCAAAGGGGGGGCCCGGGGGCACGGGGGGCACGGGGGUGGCAAAGGGGGGGCACGGGAGGGUCCAGUGCCAGGUGGGGGCACGGGGGGAACCCAGUUCCCAAACUGGAUGGGGCACAGGGCGUCCCCUGCCCGAAUUUGAGGGGGCACAGAGGGGUCCUCUGCCCACAUUAGAGGCGGCACCCCUGCCCAGAGUGGGUGGGGGGCGCGGGGGGACCGCAGUGCCCAAAUUUAGAGGGGGCACGGGG
Passer montanus (Eurasian tree sparrow) is the source of this 1321-nucleotide messenger RNA. RefSeq names its product ankyrin repeat domain 39 (gene ANKRD39). The record is from RefSeq and is a predicted model, not a curated record. Gene Ontology annotation, molecular function: protein binding. Lineage: Eukaryota; Metazoa; Chordata; Aves; Passeriformes; Passeridae. The coding region runs from base 372 to 1247 and encodes 291 amino acids. The transcript is spliced from 3 exons.